This is a messenger RNA of Bombina bombina (fire-bellied toad), 2850 nucleotides long. It is a transcript of the gene SLC68A1, whose product is annotated as major facilitator superfamily domain containing 13A. The transcript is spliced from 9 exons. NCBI's taxonomy places the organism in Eukaryota, Metazoa, Chordata, Amphibia, Anura, Bombinatoridae. The coding region runs from base 471 to 1994 and encodes 507 amino acids. The record is from RefSeq and is a predicted model, not a curated record.
UUGUUCAGGCUGUGCAAGCUAGAGCCCAUACUGUGAAUGGUCACGGUCCAGCUGCAGGAAAAGACCUAAACACGUCCUAUCUACCGCAGGCUUAGCCACAUCCGGGUUGCUUUGGCAUACAGCAGUGACAGCACGUAUUCUCAUCCCUGUCACUGAGUAUCAGCUGCAGCACCAACCUAGCACCGUCCACAGAAUCCAUAGUUCGGCAUUCUCUUCAUCGAUCACAUCUGGCUUCCUCGUGUUUGCCUUAGGAGGAAGCCCACAAGGAAGUGAAAACCGAGGCAGCAAGUGAGAUCCAGAUGAUGGUGUGGUCGCUGCUCAGGGUUGGGGGUAUAGAUGUCCCCAGGCUGCCAAUGAGAGUUGGGUGAUUCCAAGAAACAUUUUACCUACGGAAAAGAUAGGACCUUUCUGGAAGAUGACCAGACAUGACGCACCAGAUAGGACAAUAGAAUACUGCUGAAAACCUUACCAUGGGUUUACGAUUUCUUGCUGCCAUUUUCCACCUCCCUACACCCGUAUUAUAUGGCUCGCUGGCAUUUUUCAUUUCUGUCCUGCACAAUGUUUUCCUCUUGUACUAUGUUGAUACGUUUGUUUCUGUCUACAAAAUUGACAAAAUGUCCUUCUGGAUUGGAGAGACAAUUUUUCUAAUAUGGAAUAGCCUGAAUGACCCUCUGUUUGGAUGGCUAAGUGAUCGUGUGUUCCUUAACGUGAAACAGUCCAAUGUGGACAUCUCCUCUCCUACUGUGGUAUCAAAAAGACUAAAGGCCCUAAGUCAAAAUGGACCAUUGUUUGCCCUAUCUUUCUUGGCUUUUUGGGUUGCCUGGGCUCACCCUGGAUUACAAUUUCUCAUUUGCCUUUGCCUUUAUGACAGUUUCCUUACCAUGGUGGACCUCAAUCACAACGCCUUGCUGGCUGACCUUGCCGUCUCUGCAAAGGAAAGAACCAGCCUCAAUUUCUAUUGUUCACUCUUCAGUGCCAUUGGAUCACUGUCUGUUUUUGCAUCUUACACAGUAUGGAACAAGGAAGACUUUUUUUCCUUUCGGAUAUUUUGUGUAAUCCUGGCAGCCAUAUCCGCUAUUGGUUUUACAGUGUCCACAUGGCUACUUAGACAGCGAUUUGAGCCUGGAACAAGAGCCAAUAUUGACAAUGAGUCUGUAUUGAAAGAACUACAUAUUGAUGACCAAUCUGCAACUCCAGAAAAGAACAUAACUCUCUUAGAAUACCUCAAACAGCUCUCUAAACACAAGAAUUUACUCUGGUUUGUCAGUAUGAACUUGAUACAAGUUUUUCAUUGCCACUUCAAUAGCAAUUUUUUCCCACUCUUCUUGGAACAUUUGCUGGCUGACAGAAUUUCCUUGUCUACUGGUUCCUUCCUUCUUGGUAUUUCUUAUAUAGCUCCUCAUCUAAACAACAUGUACUUCCUGUCCAUGUGUCAGAAAUAUGGUGUUUACAGCGUUGUGCGAUGGUUAUUUAUACUUAAACUGAUCCUAAGUGUUAUCAUGCUUUUGGCGGGACCGGACCAUAUAUAUCUGCUUUGUAUAUUUAUAGCCAGCAACCGCGUUUUCACAGAGGGUACCUGCAAGCUGCUGAAUCUGGUUGUCACAGAUCUGGUGGAUGAAGACUUUGUGUUAAACCGCAGAAAACAGGCAGCCUCUGCUCUCAUGUUUGGAAUGGUGGCCUUAGUAACUAAGCCUGGUCAAACCUUUGCCCCUCUUAUUGGAACGUGGUUACUUUGUGUUUAUACAGGAUAUGACAUCUUUCAACGAGAUGCCAUGAAUAAUAUCAAUGCUGAGGCUCCACUAGAUUCUGGCAAAGUUCUAACAGCAACUCUUCGCCAUGGAUGUUUUUACCUUCUUGUUUUCAUCCCAAUAACUUGCGCUCUUCUUCAGCUCUUUACUUGGUCCCAUUUUACUCUGCGUGGAAAGCGUUUACUCGCCAUCAAGUCUCACAGACAAGCCCUACAACUACCACCUCAAGAUAUCAAAAUGAUAUGAACAGCAAUUUGCAGGACUUCACAUAUAUAUUUGGAUUAAAAGGGAUUCAUGAUUUACCUUGGUAUAUUUUUGUACUAUCUUUUUUUUAAAUGUGAAAAAGACCGGUAGAUUUUUAGCUCUUUAUAAUUACUUCUUUGAUAAAUCAAUGUGAAUAAUAGGUGCGUCUUUUGCCAAAAUGUUUUGGACAUUUUAACCUUAACCUCUCUGAUUCCGAGUACAAAAAUCCAUCCAAGAAAUUACAACUUUAUUGUAGAAAAAUUGUUAAAACAAACGAUGCUGAAAGAUUUGUAAGUCUACCUUCAUGAGAACUUUAAAAAUAUCUAAGGUCUUUCUCUUAGAUGACUGUAAUUAUCAAGGAAGUAUUCUCAAUUUAAUUGCACAAAGAUUCAAUUUUCUACUCCGCUCAAAGUUUACAGAUUAAAAGAAAAUUCCGAUUGACAUAAUAUAUGCAAAUAUUAUAAAAAGUGAUCAUUUAUCAAUGUAAUUGUGAUAGUUAACCAGCUGAUUAAAAGUAACCUUAUUUUACUUUGUUUUUAAAUCUACUCAAAGCUUUGGAAAUGUUGUAAAUCCUUCUAGAUGUAGAAACAAUUGUUUAGUGAAUAAGAGUCUGCAAAACCUUGUAGCUUCCUGUCUAUGAAUGUGCAAUCAGGAUGGUCAGUUGAAUGAACCAUUCAAACAUAUGUAUAUGCAACAUACUGAGAAUGUUGUUACAAUAUUUUUGGAAAGUUUGAGAAAUUAGAGUCUAGCUAUGGGUGGGUAACUUGGGAGGUAAAUGCUGCAUCUGCUUUUUUUGGCAACUAGAAUACCAGCUGUUAUGUCGUCACUGAAUCAAAACAUUGUUCCAUUAAUCACCUCA